GCCUCCAGCUUCUGUUCGUGGCAACUCAACCCUGAUAUAUCAUAUCCGGUCCGCCGAUGCGGGCGCGAGUCGACUGCCGCGUCAGGGUCGUUCCGGGUUCUGCUAGCGCUAUACGGGAUGUCAAGGAUCUCGUGGAGAACUGCACUCCGGCUCCCUGCUAACCAUUUCCGCCCAUGUCGAGACGCAGCCACACCACCCGGCUCAAUACGAUAUAUACCAGCUCAGACAUGGCUGCCUUCUGUGCACGACCUUGCCCUUGGGUUCUGGCUCCCAGAGCGUUAACUGGCCCUUAGUGUUCAUCUAAUAGCUUGGCCAUGCCUUCCGUCAAGGUGACUAGCUGCAUAGCUGCAGCGGUUCUAUUCUCCCUGUCCGAGUCUGCACUCGCUCAGAACGAUGGCAAUAGCACGGGUUGGGGAAGUAGUUCCUCUGCGCGUACGAUCGCCGGUGCGAUUAUAGGUGUGCUCCUGGGCCUUAUCGUCUUCCUUUUCGCCAUCGUCGUCGUCCGGCGUCACCAACGCAUCUACGGGAGGCCACAGAUGCCCUCAGUCGAGCUGCGCCGCGUCAGCAGCUACGUCUCCGUGUACACCCGGCGGCAGAACGCGGAACUCGGUGUGAACGACCAAGGACCGGGGUACUCAGCGCCGCCCUAUGGAGCACAGCCACCGCCGUACAACGGACCAGAGAACUUGGAGGACCCGAAGCAGGUCGAGGCCUUCGAUGCCGCUGACCCCGGAGUGGGCGGGCUCGGGUACGAUGUGGCGCCGCUGCCGGCGAAGGGUGGUUUGCGUGCGGGCUCGGUCGACGUUGUGGACGCGGAAGGGAGGUAUGCAUAUGAUGUGCCGCCUCCGUCCCCUUCGGAUAUAUCAUCUGCAAGCACGCCGCCGCCGCCGCCUACUCCCCCUGAUGAGGAGGGUGCCCGUGCUUGGUACAAAGCCUAUCCAUGAGCAAGCACGCCCAGGAUCGAAGUUAUGAAGUCCGUUUGACUCGAAUCUACGCCUCUCAAGUUGAAUACUACUAUGAGACUGUAGCCACCCUUGGCCUGACAAAGUAAUAGUGUAUCAUCAGCAAUAAUGUAUGUUUUAUCGUACAUACGGCAGAUGUGACCAGGAUGUGACAUAUUAGCGC
This is a messenger RNA of Fomitopsis serialis, 1125 nucleotides long. RefSeq lists its product as uncharacterized. The record is from RefSeq and is a predicted model, not a curated record. The transcript has 4 exons. NCBI's taxonomy places the organism in Eukaryota, Fungi, Basidiomycota, Agaricomycetes, Polyporales, Fomitopsidaceae. Bases 315 to 944 code for a protein of 209 amino acids.